Messenger RNA from Sorghum bicolor (sorghum), 1230 nucleotides. Its product is annotated as transcription factor DIVARICATA. The record is from RefSeq and is a predicted model, not a curated record. The coding region runs from base 203 to 820 and encodes 205 amino acids. Gene Ontology annotation, molecular function: DNA binding. NCBI's taxonomy places the organism in Eukaryota, Viridiplantae, Streptophyta, Magnoliopsida, Poales, Poaceae. The transcript is spliced from 2 exons.
CCAGGUCCCGUGUACGGUUCCGUUCACCCCCACCCGGCUCACUACCCGAAUCUUUAUAAAUCCCGUUCCCACGCGGAGGAAAACCAACGGCACACGGCGCCGCCGACCCAUCAUCCGUCCGUCCACAACCACAACCAGCCAGCAACAAACACCGCGCACGCAACGCAACGCAGCGAUCGUGUCGAGCAGAGGAGGUGAGUUCAUGGAGUUCCACCACCGCUACCACAGCGGCGGCAGCAUCCACGCGGCGGGUCCGCCGGCGGCGGUAGCGGCGGCGGCGGCGGCGGCGCGGCCGUGGAGCAAGGCGGAGGACAAGGUGUUCGAGAGCGCGCUGGUGAUGUGGCCCGACCACGCGCCCGACCGCUGGGCGCUCGUCGCGGCGCAGCUCCCCGGCCGCACGCCGCGGGAGGCCUGGGAGCACUACGAGGCGCUCGUCGCCGACGUCGACCUCAUCGAGCGCGGCGCCGUCGACGUGCCCAGCUGCUGGGACGACGACGACGACGACGCCGACCAAGUCAGCGGCGGCCGCUCCGGCGGACAGGAGCGGGGCGGGCCCGGCCGCCGCGCCGGCGCUGCUGACCGGUCGCGCCGCGAGGGCCGGCGCCCCGGGAUACCCUGGAGCGAGGAAGAGCACAGGCUGUUUCUUCAAGGGCUGGAGAAGUACGGCCGCGGGGACUGGCGUAACAUCUCGCGUUUCUCGGUGCGGACGCGGACGCCGACGCAGGUGGCCAGCCACGCGCAGAAGUACUUCAACCGGCAGCUCAACCCGGCCAGCCGGGACUCCAAGCGCAAGAGCAUCCACGACAUCACCACCCCUUGACCUGGCCGCCGACGACGGCGACGGCGACGGCCCUGCUUUGAUCAAAUCGCGACAGCCACCCAUCUCAGGAUCAGAAUAGAAGAAAGAAACGAGUAGCCAAGUAGGAGCACUAGUCCAUGUCCAUGACAUGUACAUUACGCUGCUAGUUGUUUAUACUAAUCUUAUUAGAUUAGAGCUAAAUCCUUAGCUAGGUGCCAUGGGUCUAUCUAUGCUUUGCUGUGGACGACCUGAGAAACAGAGGCAGGGUGUUCCAGUCAGCUGCUAGCACAUGGAUUAGGCUUACUCGAAGUCAGUAAAAUAGUAUUAUGAGUUGAUGAAACAUCUAAUGGAGUCUGACGUGGCAACGUCGUGUCGAGUUUAGGCGGAUGCAGAUCAAUGCACGAGUCACUGUCAGUAUAUGGUUUCAUCGA